Mytilus californianus (California mussel) is the source of this 450-nucleotide messenger RNA. RefSeq names its product small integral membrane protein 8-like. The record is from RefSeq and is a predicted model, not a curated record. Lineage: Eukaryota; Metazoa; Mollusca; Bivalvia; Mytilida; Mytilidae. The coding region runs from base 95 to 367 and encodes 90 amino acids. The transcript is spliced from 2 exons.
UUUAAAAAUGGCUGCGCCCAUGAAAAUAAACAUGAACUCAAAGUCAUUUGAAGCUGAAAUGAAACUUUAAAUAUAUUUAUAGCUAAGUAAGAAAAUGGGGACAGACGUAAGCAAAGAUGCUAAAACUUCCAAAGAGCCACAAGGCCUGGGAUCAUUACGAACAACCUCAUUUUUCAGAGUGGUUAAUUUUGAGCUGUUUGCCAAGCAGAAUAAAUUUACAAUGUCUAUGGGUACAGUAAUGUUAAUUGGAUGUAUUUCAUAUAUUGUUUACAUGAAUGUGACAGACAGUAAAAAGAAGAAAAGUUAUGUGGCUAUAAACCCAGAUGGUACUUUAGAAAGUCGUGUGCGGACUUCAAAAUGGGAUUGACUGUUUAACCGAAAUCUGUAUUUACAUUUUAUAGGUGUUUUCAAGAGUUCAUUGUUUGCUAAUAAAAUUUUAACUUUUUAAAA